Molecule: messenger RNA, 1831 nt
Organism: Tilletiaria anomala UBC 951
Lineage: Eukaryota; Fungi; Basidiomycota; Exobasidiomycetes; Georgefischeriales; Tilletiariaceae
Exons: 3
Coding region: 383-1339 (318 amino acids)
Source: RefSeq, a predicted model, not a curated record
GUAGAGUGCCGUGCUGGAUUGGGUGCCUCCUUGCAGCAUGCGCAAAGCGAGCCGGCGGCACAGAAACGGGAACACGGCGACUCGUCUCGAGUGGGGGGGCACAGUAUGUACACACUCCCCAUACAUGCCACGCCGCAACCAGCACGCCAGUCAACCAACCACAACGAAGACGUCUCUCACUCACUCGCCACUUGCAUCCUUUCUCCUCCAUCCGCUCCCUCCUCCUCGUCGCCAUUGCUCUUAACCACCUCCUCCUCGGCCCCCACAUACGCUACGACUCUCACUUGAUUGUUCAUACCUCCAAGCAGCUUGCUCCAGCCCAACCCACUGUUCGAUAGGAUCCAUUCACCUGUUGCUCUCCCUCGCUUCGCGCAUCGUCACCAUGAGGACCACCUUCGUCUCUCUCACCGCCCUCGCGCUCUCCAGCCUCGUUGCAGCAGCCGCCUCUGGUGGCGGAUUGGCCAACGUUGAAGCGCACAAGCGUAGGAUCGAGAGCCGCGCUGCCGCCAAACAGGCCUCAGCCAGUUCCAGUGCCCCCGCUGACGUCGCCGCCUCCAUUGCACAGGCCGUCACGCAGUUUCAGGCGGCGCAGCUUGUUCCCAAGCCCAUCCAGCAGGCCUGGCUCAAUCCCCUCGCCGCACUGACGAUCAGCUACGACGGCAAGCCCGCUGUGCUCGGCAGCAAGCAGGCCGUCGCAGACUUGCAGUCGCGCCCGAUCUACUCGCUCAACUACACCAGCUCCGCCUCGGCCGAUGCGGCCGCCUUUACCAACAGCGCCAAGUUCACCGUCAUGUUCAUCGACGCCAGCUUCGUCGGCGAUAACUCCAUCGGCAACAAUGUAACCCGUCACUACCUCGGCAACGACUACACAAUUGACACACAGACGGGCGCCCUGCAGGGCGGCACACCGAUCACCAAGUACGCGGCCCCUCUCCCUAAGAGCGGCGACCCCCCGCACCGGUACAUGCAGCUCGUCUGGGCGCAGCCGGCGUCCUUCAAGGCGCCUGCACUGCCCGCCGAGGGCUCGGGUGUCGAGUCAUGGGACGUGUCGUCGUACGUGACCCAGGCGGGCCUGCAGCACAUUGUCGCCCUGAGCUACAUCCAGGUGCAGGUCGGCACCUCUUCGCAGGUGGCCGCGACGUCCGCGCCGGCGGCGGCCAGCGUCGCGUCGGCCAGCGCGAGCGCCCUCGCUGCGCUCAGUGGCAGCUCGACCACUGCGCCAUCCGCGACGUCCACCGGUGCCAAUGGCUCCAAGAAUGCCGCGGUCAGCACCCUCCCCGCCGCGUCGCUCGCGCUCGUCCUCGCCGGCUUUGGUGCCGCGGGCGUCUUGGCGCUCUGAGCAACUGGGGCUGUCCGCAUCGUCUGUCUUGGCUGCACGCUGCUGGUCAGCGUGCAUGCGUAUCGCGAGCGCGCUGCCCACUUCUUUUCGUGCUUGACAUGCAGCUCGCUCCUCUUCUCGUGCUACCCCUGGACAGCCAGCCAAUCAAGCAAGCAAUGCAGCCAGGUUGCUGCCGCUCAUUUUUUCAUGCCUUGGUUUCCCUCUUGUUGCUCGAGCCCUCUUGAGGAGUUGUUGGCGUCGUUAUGCUGCUGCCUCCGAGAAGGCUAGUCUGUUGCCAUGUACGGCUCGGCCCGUUCGCGCUGCAGCGGACCACUCCAUCUUGCCGGGCGCUUUUCUCCCAUCUCAUCCGCUUGGGCAAUCACCAACUCAUCAACCCUGGUCUUCUCCCUCGAGAGGAUGCAGCGCCACCGAAUGACCGACCCCCCGACCGCCGCUUCGUAACCCUUGUGUAUCGCAGUCAUCUAUAUGCAGUGCAUGAACAUUGGACCUGUU